Molecule: messenger RNA, 3309 nt
Organism: Soboliphyme baturini
Lineage: Eukaryota; Metazoa; Nematoda; Enoplea; Dioctophymatida; Soboliphymatidae
Source: the annotation of a GenBank genome assembly
AUGACUCGUCUGGAAAUGGUGGCCGCCAUUGGCGAAUCUUUCGAAUAUCCAGCGAUCGUUUGGCCAAACAACGGUUCUGGCAAUGUGCCCCCGACCCAUGGCUCGGUGUCAGUAUUCACAACGGUUUAUUCCGGACUUCCUGGCUUUAGUACUGGUCCUCACAGCUAUAACGCUGGUACGAUGCCGAUGUAUGGCGAUGUGAACGGCGCCAACUCUGACUACGGCGUCUGCUCUGCGCUUACACAAAACCCCAAGGCAGGAGGCUACUACUCGGAUGGCUCUUAUGCACCCGAAUACGCCCGUUCCGCAUACCACAACGGUCCGAAUGCAGGAGAGUACCAGACUGCCCCUCCGCCGCAGGCGGCUAUUAAUGCAGCUCAAGUGGCCGCAGCCGCUGUAGCCACUGCUACGGCGACGGCCACCGCGGUCGCCAUUGACCAGACGCAGUUUCCUUCUUAUCCCCCCGGAAACCAGAAUGGAGCUUAUGCAACCGCUGCUCAGCAGUACCCGUCUAAUGCAGUCGGAAUGAUGCAGCAGCCAAUGGUCAAUUCGCAAGGUCGUAUGAUGCAGUCGAACGCGGCCAUGGGCCAGCCACAGGUCCCUCCUGGUUACAUGUCCAAUGCCAGGCCACGAUCAGUUGGUGGUGGGGCAGCAUCGCGCUAUGUUGCACAGUCGGCGAUGGCCAACGCGCGACAGUCUCCAUAUGCGGUUGCUCAGGCUCCGUACGGAACUGUGCAAAUGAACCCUGUGGUUAGGAACUCGCCGCAGGCUAACCACAUGAUGAAUUCAUCGCAGUCCGUUGGCCCUCCGGUCGCAACCGGCUCCUCGUACGCUAGGUUUGCCUCUACGGUGCAGCAGCGGCCUAUUCAGUACCCUUCAACCGCAGGUAUGCCUUCGCAGCAACAAAUCAUAGCCAAGAGCGUCGGCAACUACAUGAACUACGGCAUGCCGCAAAAUGUGCAGCAGAUGACAGGCUACCAGGGUCAGAUGCCAAACAUUAGAAUGAACACGGUGGCGAAUUUGCCACCUUCAUCCGCAUCGAUGAUUAUGGCACCGAACAACGUGAGCGUCAACGGCAUGAUGUCUCAGCAGCCGUUCGCCACCUCAGCAGCUCCCCCUUACAACGACGUUAAGCCCGUCAUUCAGGCUGAAGACAUCGAGCCGAGGAUUUCGUUUCCGGUGAAAGACGGCGUCAUUAUGCAGCCGUUUCGCCUGGAGCAUAACAUCCCAGUUUCGCAGCUGACUUUCUUCCUCAGCACGGAACACUAUAAUCUCCUUUACUCGGAUCCUGACGCCGAUCUGCAGUUGAAGUGUUUUCACGCUGACGACAGACUGAUGUCCAACAAUUGGCCGCAUAACGCUAACAUCCAAAUUUACCUAAACAACACCCCCGUUGCUGUGAGACACGUUGAUCGCCCGCUCUACGUCAAGAACCUAUGUCAACCGAACAAGAACACAUUGCAGAUCGCUGUAGAACAGUGUUGCUGCUCACACCUCUUUAUGUUGAGUCUCAUAUCGAGACCCACCGUGGAGCGAAUUGUAAACAGUCUCGUUCGUCGACGACUGUUACCCGUAGAUGUCGCUAUUGAGAAAAGUACGGUUGUGCUUUGUCGAUUUUCAUGGAUUGUACCUGUUCGUGCGAUAUCUUCUAGCUCUUUGUUUUCUGGCUCAUGCUUCUGUUCGUGCUGUGAGACAUUGAUGUGUUUUCGAUCGUUCCACAAUGGCGAGGUAGUUCCCCUGCGCAACCCUGAUGGCUCGCAGCUGGCUGAUGUGGAGCUAAUGUCGGCAAACAUCUCGCUUAAAUGUCCUAUCACCAUGUCAAAGAUCGUACUUCCUGCCCGAGGUCAGGACUGCAGGCACAUUCAGUGUUUCGACUUAAAGCCAUACGUGAUGAUCAACAAAGAUCGUUUUCAGUGGCAGUGUCCCAUUUGCGGGCGUCAAGCACUUCCUGACAAUUUGGAAAUCGACCAGUACAUAUGGGGCAUUUUGGCAAACCUGGCCAAAUGCCCCGACGUUGACGAAGUAUGUAUAGAUUCGUCGGCAGCAUGGAAGGCGAACGUAAAGUCGAACAUGUACGAGGCGUCGUUGAAGGAGCAGAUCGUACCCGGUAAUUUGGUGAAGAGGUUCAAAAGUGAGCCGCUAGACGGCCCUGGCUGGGGUCAAGCAACGGCGCAGAUGCAUAACUUUCAGAACAUGCAAAACUCCGUGAUCAUGCAACAACAGCAGCAACAGCAGCAGCAACAACAGCAGCAACAACAGCAGCAACAGCAGCAGCAACAACAGCAACAGAUUCCUGAACGCAACGCGCGAAUGAUGAAUACGUUCUAUCAGGAAGCGGCCUCGCAUCAGGGAAUGCAGCAGCAGAUCUGUCAGACGUCAGUAGCCAUGGGACCCACCGGACCGGUAAAUAAUAUGUACGGCCGUUGCACGCCCGUAGUGGCGGACAACCAGCAGCAGACGGCGGUGGCACCAGCUACACCUAAGCAUCAGUCAGUCAAGAUGGCAUUCAACAGUCCACCGACACCCGUGACCCCGCAGCACAACCCACCGUCGGUUGGUGCCCCUCAUAGUGUCGGUAACCUUCAGACUACGACCGAACACAUAGCGCAGCUGCAGCAGCCCCUUUCGAACCAGAUGCAGCUCAGUAUCGAUGGGUCCGCAGCAGGUGUGUUCAUUCAUCUCCAAGCUUCUUCGUUUGUAAUCAGGAGCUUAACUUUAAAAAUUCUAGGAUCUGCACCAUACACGCCAGCUUCAGUCAGCAGCGCAGGCAGCCAGCACAGCUGUACAAACACUAACGUGGUUUCCACUGAAGGGAACACUGGUGACUUCUCAGAUCUCACGUUCGAUGCAAACGACUUGCUGCCGAACGAUACGUCAGAAAACCUAGGGAACUUCUUUGUUGAUUCAACGAUGCCUGACCCAGGAGAAUUUAUUCAGUAUUUUGAAAAUUCCAGUUUCGGUGAUUUUGGUAUAUCGUCUGAGAACGCGAACGCCACUGGAAACCGUGGUUCAGCGCCAGUAACGUCUGUGAGUGACGAGGCGAAGAGUGCGCACCGCAAUGAAACCGGAAACAACGGCUCUUCGAAUCCUACGACUGCGCCUCCUAGUUCGCGGGAGAACGAGAGCACAAAUGACGAAAAGGGAAAUUGCAGCACACCUAAGGCCGAUAAGCAGGACAUGGUUUCGGCGGCCUCCUCCGUCUCUAGCAAAGGCACUUCGUCGUCGACGACGGCGUCGGCCACAGCUCCCACUACCACCUCGUCGUCUUCGUCCGAGAUCGACGAAAUCCUGUCGCUGCUGCAGAGUUGA